AUGGUUGAAAACAGUGAAAUUAAUCAUAUUACAAGAGGUGUUUCUAUUCAUAUAUUUGAACCAGCCGAUAUCUCUGAAGAAACAAAACACACUCAAAAAAGAACUCGAACACGAGGAAAUUCAUUCUAUGGAAGAGAGCGACCUGUUUUCAAUGGAAAUAAACAAUGCCUUCAUGCCAACAGUUGUACUUUACCAAAUAAGAGUUGGUCAAUAUUUAUUCCAAAAGGUACAAUUGGCAAACAAAUUUCAGGAGAGCCUUAUAACUUUGAAUAUACAUUCUCUAAAUCAUAUGAUAUAGGUGUUUCUCUCACUAUUGGUAAGAGAAAUUAUAUGGAAGAUGAAGUACUUAUUGCAGGAAAUGUAAAAGAAGGAAUAGAUCUAAUUGGUAUUUUUGAUGGACAUAAUGGUUCUGAUGCAGCAAAAUUAGCUGCGAAAUUAUUUAAAGAAGAAAUAAAACAUUUAGAAGAAUUUGAUUGGAUAGCCCUUUUUGAACGAGUUCACUCAACCAUUAUCAAAUCAACAGAAUCAGGGACUACAGCAACACUAGCCCUAAUUUAUAAGAAUAAAAUUACAUUAAUCCAUUGUGGUGACUCAACAGCCUUUGCAUUAAAAAAAAGAAAAUUAAAAAAAUUAACACACGACCAAAACACUUCUUGUUUAGAAGAGGUCUCGUCUAUUAAAAAAAAUGGUGGGGUUGUUGAAUUUAAUGGUGGUAUUCUUCGAGUAAAUGGACAGAUUUCAGUUACAAGAUCAUUGGGUGAUAAAAAAUUCCAUCCACCAUUAACGUGUAUUCCUGAAGUGAUUGAAUUAGAAAGUGAUGGUAUCACUUCCUUAAUCUUAACAUCUGAUGGAAUAUCAUCAGUACUUCAACCUGAUGAAAUAGAAGCAGUAAUGAAUUCUGAAAUGAAUGCUGAAGAAAAGUCAUCAACUUUAAGAAAUCAAUCCUUCAUAAGAGAAGGAAAAGAUAAUAUGAGUGUCAUAGUAAUCUCUUUUAAUUGA
Molecule: messenger RNA, 999 nt
Organism: Entamoeba dispar SAW760
Lineage: Eukaryota; Evosea; Mastigamoebida; Endamoebidae
Product: protein phosphatase 1K, mitochondrial precursor, putative
Exons: 3
Coding region: 1-999 (332 amino acids)
Biological process (GO): protein dephosphorylation
Molecular function (GO): protein serine/threonine phosphatase activity
Source: RefSeq, a predicted model, not a curated record